Insectozyma verbasci is the source of this 3279-nucleotide messenger RNA. NCBI's taxonomy places the organism in Eukaryota, Fungi, Ascomycota, Pichiomycetes, Serinales, Debaryomycetaceae. The record is from the annotation of a GenBank genome assembly.
AUGUCUAGUGGUGUUACAUUUGAGAAAACAUUUCGUAGGGAUGCUUUAAUUGAAAUUGAAAAAAAAUAUCAACAAAUAUGGGCUGAUGAAAAAGUAUUUGAAGUUGAUGCUCCUAAUUUUGAUGAAUGUCCAAUUGAUGAAUCUUUUGAAAAAUUACAUCAAGAUCAUCCUAAAUAUUUUGCAACUAUGGCUUAUCCUUAUAUGAAUGGUGUUUUACAUGCUGGUCAUGCGUUUACUUUAUCAAAAGUUGAAUUUGCAACUGGAUUUGAAAGAAUGAAUGGUAAAAGAGCGUUAUUCCCAUUAGGAUUUCAUUGUACUGGUAUGCCAAUUAAAGCAGCAGCUGAUAAAAUUAAAAGAGAAGUUGAAUUAUUUGGUGAAGAUUUCUCAGGAGCUCCACCAGAAGAUGAAGAAGAAGAAGUUGAAGAGGUUAAAGUUGAAAAACGAGAAGAUGUUACUAAAUUUACUUCAAAAAAAUCAAAAGCUGCUGCAAAACAUGGUAGAUCCAAAUUUCAAUUUGAAAUUAUGUUACAAUUGGGUAUUUCAAAAGAAGAAGUUUCAAAAUUUAAAGAUACUGAUUAUUGGUUAAAAUUUUUCCCACCAUUAUGUCAAAAAGAUGUUACUUCAUUUGGUGCAAGAGUUGAUUGGAGAAGAUCAAUGGUUACUACUGAUGCUAAUCCUUAUUAUGAUGCUUUUGUAAGAUGGCAAAUUAACAGAUUAAGAGAUUUUGGUAAAAUUAAAUUUGGUGAAAGAUAUACAAUUUAUUCUGAAAAAGAUGGUCAAGCAUGUUUAGAUCAUGAUAGACAAAGUGGUGAAGGUGUUACUCCACAAGAAUAUGUUGGAAUUAAAAUUAAAGUUAAUGAAUUUGCUCAACAAGCUAAAGAUGCUUUAGCAAAUGUUGAUUUAUCAAAUAAAACUAUUUAUUUAGUUGCUGCUACUUUGAGACCUGAAACUAUGUAUGGACAAACUUGUGUUUUUGUAAGUCCAAAAAUUGAUUAUGGUUUAUUUGAUGCUGGUAAUAAUGAAAUUUUUAUAACUACAGAGCGUGCUUUUAAAAAUAUGUCUUUCCAAAAAAUUACACCAGAAAGAGGUUAUUAUAAAUCAAUUGCUAAAUUAAAUGGUAAAACUAUGAUUGGUUCAAAAGUUUCUGCUCCAUUAUCUGUACAUAAAGAAAUUAGAGUUUUACCGAUGGAAACAGUUGUUGCUACAAAAGGUACUGGUGUUGUUACAUGUGUUCCAUCAGAUUCUCCAGAUGAUUUUAUAACAACAAAAGAUUUAUCAAAUAAACCAGAGUAUUAUAAUAUUGAAAAAGAUUGGGUUAUAACUGAAAUUUUACCAAUUAUUCAAACUGAAAAAUAUGGAAAUAAAUGUGCUGAAUUUUUAGUUGAAGAUUUAAAAAUUCAGUCACCAAAAGAUUCCAUACAAUUAGCAAAAGCAAAAGAAUUAGCCUAUAAAGAAGGUUUUUAUAAUGGUAAAAUGUUAGUUGGUAAAUAUUCAGGAUUAAAAGUUGAAGAUGCAAAAUUAAAAACAAAACAAGAUUUAAUUGAUGAUGGUUCUGGCUUUGUAUAUAGUGAACCAGAAAGUCAAGUUAUUUCAAGAUCAGGUGAUGAUUGUUGUGUUUCAUUAGAAGAUCAAUGGUAUAUUGAUUAUGGUGAAGAAAACUGGCUAAAACAAGCUUUAGAAUGUUUAAAUGAUAUGGAAACUUAUUCUAAAGAAACAAGACAUGGUUUUGAAGGUGUUUUAGCAUGGAUGAAAAAUUGGGCAGUUACUAGAAAAUUUGGUUUGGGUACAAAAUUACCAUGGGAUGAUCAAUUUUUAGUUGAAUCAUUAUCUGAUUCUACUAUAUAUAUGGCUUAUUAUACAAUUGAUAGAUUUUUACAUUCAGAUUAUUAUGGUUCAAAACCUGGUAAAUUUAAUAUCAACCCAAAACAAAUGACUGAUGAAGUUUUUGAUUUUAUAUUUACAAGAAAAAAUGAUAUAAAUACUGAUAUUCCAAUUGAACAAUUACAAGAAAUGAGAAGAGAAUUUGAAUAUUUUUAUCCUGUUGAUUUAAGAGUUUCUGGUAAAGAUUUAAUACCAAAUCAUUUAACAUUUUGGAUUUAUACUCACGUUGCAUUAUUUCCAAAACAUUUAUGGCCAAAGGGUGUUAGAGCAAAUGGUCAUUUAAUGUUAAAUAAUGCAAAAAUGUCAAAAUCAACAGGUAAUUUUAUGACAUUAGAACAAAUUGUUGAAAAAUUUGGUGCUGAUGCAUCAAGAAUUGCAAUGGCAGAUGCUGGAGAUACUGUUGAAGAUGCCAAUUUUGAUGAACAAAAUGCAAAUGCAGCAAUUUUAAGAUUAACUACAUUAAAAGAUUGGUGUGAAGAAGAAAUUAAAAAUCAAGAUAAAUUAAGAAUUGGAGAAUUUUCAUCAUUUUUUGAUUUUGCAUUUGAAAAUGAAAUGAAUCAAUUAAUUAAAGAAUGUUAUAAUCAAUAUACUGCAAGUAAUUAUAAACAAGCAUUAAAAUUUGGAUUAUUUGAAUUACAAUUAGCAAGAGAUUUUUAUAGAGAAUCUGUAAAUUUAACAGGAAUUGGUAUGCAUAAAGAUUUAGUAUUUAGAUAUAUUGAAAUUCAAUCAUUAUUAUUAGCACCAAUUGCACCACAUUUUGCAGAAUAUUUAUUUAAAGAAGUUUUAAAAAAAUCAGGUAGUAUUCAAACUUCAAAUUUUCCAAAACCAUCAAAACCAAUAUCAAAAUCAAUUUCUGAUUCUUUAACAUAUGUUAGAAAUUUAUCAAGAUCUAUUCGUGAAGCAGAAGGUCAAGUUUUGAAAAAGAAAAAAGGUAAAUCAGAUUUUGAUAUUAAAAAACAAGUUGAAUUAAAUUUAUAUGUUUCAAAUACAUUUCCAGAAUGGCAAGAUAAUUAUAUUGAAUUAGUUAGAGAAUUAUUUGAAUCACAUAAAUUAAAUGAUAAUAAUUUAAUUAAACAAAAAGUUGGUAAAGAUAUGAAACGUGGAAUGCCAUUUAUUAAACAAUUACAAAUUAGAUUAAAUAAUGAAGAUCCAGAAACUGUUUUCAAUAGAAAAUUAACAUUUAAUGAAUUAGAUUUGAUUAAAAAUGUUUUACAAAAUAUUAAAAAUUCACCAUAUUCAUUUAAAGUUGAUAAAUUAAAUAUAGUAUCGUUUAAUAAUGGUUCAAAAAUUGGUAAAAAUUUAUUAACAGAUGAAGAAAUUGAAUUAGAUUUAAAGAAUAAACUAAUUGAAAAUUCAAUACCUGGUGAACCAGGUAUUCAAAUUAGAAAUAUUGAAUAA